GACGAAGAAGCUGAUGAUGACGAUGAUGAUUUUGAAGAAGUUAAUUUUGAUAAUGAGGAUAAUGCUGAUGUUGUUAUGGAAGGUGUUCCUGCUGAUGAAGCGCAUCCCUCAUCGAUUCCUCAAAAUGUCGAAACUGAAGGUCCUACUGCUGAUGUUCCUACAAAAAUUCCAACAAUAGAAGACGAAGAUGAGGAACCUUUGGAUUAUGGUGAAUAUGGAUAUUCACCAGGUAAAUUUUCCUGCAAUUUUAUCAUUUAAUCUUCCGCUUGCUAUUACUACUUUAUCAUUAUUGUUAUUUUCUUUAUUUCAGGUGCUCAUGUUGUCAAUACUGAGAUGGAUGAUACUUCCCCUGCAGAUCUUCCUCUGGUUGCACCAGUGGUCUUACUGAGGGUCUCACUGAGGGUCUCUUUGACUCCUUUAGUAGCACCAAGGGUGGUGGCUCGUGGAAUUGUCUUUCCGGUAGAGCCAACCAAUUUGUCAACUCUGAAGACCAUAGACUCAAGUACUGAGGCCAGAGCGCCUUCUUUUGCUGAGAUGAUAGGAUUUGGUCCUCCCUCUGCCAGGGAGAUGCAAUCUCAUGUUGCUCAAGUCUUGGUGGAAGGAAAUCUGCCUCAAAGCGGCACUGCUAGCUCUAGCUCCGUAGCUACUAUAUCGGAUAUAUUAUCUUUUGAGAAGGUUCUUGCAUAUAAACUGACGUUGAUGAGGAAUUCUAUGCCGGCAGCUGUCGAGAUGUUUAAAGAUCCCGAUCAAUGGUCGGAUCUAGUUGUUGCUAUGGAUGUCUUAGACAAUGCUACGAGAAUGGCCAAAGUCAAUGUCUCUCCUGUGCGCGAUGCUCUCUCAAGAUUUCAUAAUUCAAUAAUUGCUUUGAAGUCAGUUGAGAAUAUAGUUGUUACUCCGAAAAUUUUGGAGUCUGGAAGACAACUAGCAUCUUCUAAAGAGAGCUUCCCAGAUUGCCUCUGUCAUCUCUCGACAUGAUCAAGAACAGUUAUCUCUUCAAGAGCAAUUGAAGGCUUCUACUGAUAACAAGAUAACUAUUCAGAGCCGAAUUGCUCUUCUAAAGCUAGAGAUUAUCCAGCUGGAGACACAAGAUUGGGAGGAGGAUCUGAACAUAAGGAAGAUACAGGAAAAGAUGCAAUCCAGUCUUCAUUCUGUUGAUGCCGAGCGAUCUAAAUUAACCAAAAAUGAAGAAUUAAUUGCCUCGUUGGAGAGAAAGUUAGUUGGCAUUCUAAAUCAUACUAGAAUCAUUUCUGAAGCUAAAUCGGAACAUGUUGCUGCUCAAGUUCAUCUCAAGGAAAAUUUGCAAAAAUACUUAGCAGCACUAGGCAAGGCAGAAGAGUCGUAAAAACUUUAUCCUGUUUUCAUUUGUCAUCAUAUGUACUUUUUUGAAUUGCAAGAUAUAUAAAUACAUUAUGAUGUUUUUGAA
Magnolia sinica is the source of this 1423-nucleotide messenger RNA. RefSeq lists its product as uncharacterized. The transcript has 2 exons. The record is from RefSeq and is a predicted model, not a curated record. The coding region runs from base 334 to 975 and encodes 213 amino acids. NCBI's taxonomy places the organism in Eukaryota, Viridiplantae, Streptophyta, Magnoliopsida, Magnoliales, Magnoliaceae.